Acanthamoeba castellanii str. Neff is the source of this 279-nucleotide messenger RNA. RefSeq lists its product as uncharacterized. Bases 1 to 279 code for a protein of 92 amino acids. The record is from RefSeq and is a predicted model, not a curated record. The transcript has a single exon. NCBI's taxonomy places the organism in Eukaryota, Discosea, Longamoebia, Acanthamoebidae.
AUGGUCUCAUUUGGCAGCACCAUUGCACGGCUGGCGUAUGUAGGACUCAAUGGCGGCCCGGUCGAACACGGCCAGCAUGGGUUCGCCCUGGCGCGCAUGGGGCAGGACCAGGGUGCGGUCGAGGCUGGCGGCGAGGACAUGGUCGGAGAACGGGCGGACUCUCCGCAGGGCCAGCUUUUGCUGGGGCGCCGGCCAUGUCCCAUGUUCAUGGAAGUGUUCAACCGCCAAAUGGCAGUGACCAAGGCCAGUGAGGCCAACGUCACCACGAGCAGCCUAUGA